Messenger RNA from Fopius arisanus, 2156 nucleotides. It is a transcript of the gene bnb, whose product is annotated as enolase-phosphatase E1. The record is from RefSeq and is a predicted model, not a curated record. NCBI's taxonomy places the organism in Eukaryota, Metazoa, Arthropoda, Insecta, Hymenoptera, Braconidae. The coding region runs from base 237 to 1568 and encodes 443 amino acids. The transcript has 3 exons.
CUUCCAUUCCCACCGACACACGACCGAAACCUCCCUGACAGAGCGGUCCCCCGUUGAACGCGUACGCGACCCCAAAAAAACCCGACGAAAAAAAAACAAAAGAGAGAAAAAAAACAACCAAAAAGAACAACCCGUUAAACCAAAAGUUCACACUAAACCCCAAACCUAACUCAAAUCAUAAGUUUGGUGCAUCGCCUGUGUUUAUUAUUCAAAAGGACUCUACAAUAAAUUUAAUUAUGAAGUACGUGGCAGUUGUACUGUGCGCUGUUGCGCUCCACCAGGUAUUGUCAAUGCCAGUUGCUGAGCAGGAGCCACUGGGAGUGGUGCCAUUGGAGAGCCAGCAGGUACUCAGGAGAGAGGCAUCAGAGGUGUCUCAGCACAAGGAGAAUGAGACACCGGCAGAGCAUGCCGCGCAUCAGGAAGCAUCAGCGAGAGGUGUUGACGAGGUCAAGGCUGAAGCUAAGCCAGAUGUUGAGAAGACAGAAGAAGCUAAGCCCGAGCUGGUAAAGAUUGCUGAGCCAGUGAAGGCUGAAGAACCCGAGAAGAAGGAGGAGAUCCAGAGUGCUGAGCCCCAGCAGGCUGCUAAAUCAUCACCAAUUGAGCCUGCUGCAGUGCCUGCUGUACCAGCUGUGCCUGCUGCACCAGAAGCUGCUGCUGUCGAUGUCAAGCCGGAAGCCGUUGCUGAAGUUAAGGGUGCACCGGUAGAAGAACCAGUCCAGAAGAUCGCAGAGGCCUCACCGGCCGUCAAGGCUGAGGUCCCUGUUGCGCCUGCUGUAGCAGCAGCAUCAGAGCCAGCUGCCGCUGAAGAGAAGAAGCCCGAGGCUGUCAUUAGUGAAGAGGCUAAACCAGUUCAGGAGCAGAAGGAAGCCAAAGCUGCCAAUGUAGAUCGUGUGACUCGUGGCACUGAAGAUGAAAAACCAGCACAGGCACCGGUUGAGGCGCCAGCAGCCUCAGUCCCUGUUCCAGAAGUAGCUGCUGCUGUAGCCGAGCCAGAGAAGGAGGAGAAGAAAGAGGAGAAGAAAGUCGAGGCCGUCGAAGUGGCCAAGGAGGAGGAGAAGAAGCCAGAGGGUGAGACUAAGCUAGAGAAAACAGUUGAGGACAAGGCAGUGAUCAAGGAGGAGCCUGUGGUGGCAGCAAUUGAAGCUGCUGAAGAGCCAAAGAAGGAAGGCGAGAAGGAAGUAGCUGUGCCAAUCCAGGGUAAAUCAGACGAGCCAAUUGUCGAGACUAAGAGAGCAGCCGAAGGGAACGUUGCAGUGGCCGAGGACAAGCCAGCGGACAAAGCCCCUCUGGCCAAAUCCGAAGAUAUCGUUGAGGCUAAGCCUGAGGCUGUUAAGGAGGCAGUACCAGAGCCUCUGAAACCCGUUCAAGAACCAGCCACGGCUGUCGAAGAGAAGAAAGAGAAUAGCAGCGCUGAGGACAAGUCAAGCGAAGAAUCCGGUCUGAAGAAAUCAGCUGACGCUUCAUCAGAGGAGUCGAAGGAGUCGAAGGAGUCGAAGGAGGUCAAGAAAGAGGAGAACAAGGCUGAGGAAUUACCCAAACCCCAGGAACUCGAGGAGAAGAAGGAAUGAUCUUCAGUAUCACCUCAAUCAUCAGAUGAAAAAUUAUUUUAUUAAUUCUCCAUCCAACUCAAAAUGUGUGAUUGAUACUUGUUACGAUUGCCUCACAUGAAUGAUUCUCAUUACGAGACUAGAGUACGAAUGUAUUCACUUGACUGAUUGAUCAUUUUUUUUUUAUAAACGAAAGAAUGUGGAAUUCUUUUCUUGUUUGGAUACUAUUUUUUUUCGAUUGAGAGAUUGUCAUGGCGAGGCGUUUUGCCACUUUCCCUGGCGCGAUACGACCUCGGAUAAGAAAAUAUAUCACGAAACAAUAUUUUUUUUUCUUCGCAUUGAUCGAAUUAAUCGUUUUACCGAGCUCGAACCACCCGGGAUGGUGGCAUUUUUGAUGAUAUUUCGUCGCUCUUCGUCGCAAUUUUCCCCCUGUGCUGUAAUUUUUCUUUCUCUGCGGUUUCUCUUAUCCAAGGUCAAUUUCCUUCCCAUCACCUCCUCCCACUUCCUUACCCCUCCCGGACAUUUAUUGUUUCUUUAGAUGCUACAUGUCAACAUUAUUGAAAAUAUUAUUUUACAAUUAAACGAAAAAUAAAAGUGAAAAAAAAAGAA